UUGUUACAGUGGGCAUCGGUCUCUCUCUCUCCCCUUCACUAACACUGGAUUACAGCUCAUCUCACCGAGUUUUGUCGGCAGGGAGGAGUCGCGUGGCACCCAUUAACCCACACAAGGAGAUUUCGACUUCAUAAACACCUUUCCACGGUCAUUUAGGACUAAUAAGGACGAAAUGACGGAGGAAUGGGAAUGACGGAGCAGCAGACAAACGCUUGGCACUAAUCUCGGCCAAUGACUGACAUCAAACAGGGGGAGAUCCAUCUCAAAACUGGCUGGCUUUGAAAGCAGCCCGAGGAUUGAGUCUUGGAUCUAGGAACGGAUUCAGCGUUGAAUACAUGCACAUCUCAGGGUGUAUCGUGUGCACGCGCUUAGUUUAAAUGUCUCUAAACAAUAGGCAGUUUUGAGAGAGGAAGUAGAGGCUUGUUAAUCACGCUUCCCUUGUGUGUUUCUGUCAGCCGGUAGGAAUUGGGAAGCUCAAGUCUUGUUUCAUACCGUUCAAAUUCUUCAAACGAUUAGCUCUCUGUUGGUGUAUUCACCUCGUUUUACUUCACCACCUUUCGGUUUCACUCUGGGGACUGCUGGAGCUUCAAAACAGCCGCUUUUAGCUUCAUAUCACUAUGGAUGUAUGACGACAGAUCUAUAUUUUCCUGUGAAUAGCAGCGUUUUAUAUCAUUUGCAGUCUAAUGACAUUGUUUAAAGGCAAAUUUUGAACUUCCUGCUUUAGUUUCUGUCGGCUCGGAGUGUUAUUGUCAUAAAGAUAAUGGCAGCCGUCGUGAACUACUCUCCUCCGUGGUGGGUUAACCUGCUUCACAGACUGCCUCACUUCAAUCUUCAAUUUGAGCAAACCAGCAGUGAUUUUCGCCCAGAGGACUCGUCAUACCAGCAGUCGCUCCUGCUUCUUGGCGGUGUUGCUCUGGCAUGCUUGGCUCUAGACCUUCUCUUCCUCCUCAUCUACUCCUGCUGGUUGUGCUGCCGCCGGAAGAAGAGCGAUGAGCAGCCGAAUGCAGACUGUUGCUGCACUGCCUGGUGCGUCAUCAUCGCCACCCUCGUCUGCAGCGCUGGCAUUGCUGUUGGUUUCUAUGGGAAUGGCGAGACCUGUGACGGCGUCAGUCGGCUUACCUACUCUCUCCGGCAUGCCAAUCGCACUGUGUCAGGAGUGCACAGACUGGUGUCAGAAAGUACUUCAGCUCAAAGCCAAACUGUGGAUGACAACCUGCGGAUACUAAAGGAGCAGUAUGCAAAACACACAGACUAUUUGUCCAUCAUACAGAAACUGCAGGAUCAGCGGAGCGAGCUGGUCCGUCAGAUGGCCGACAUCCCCUUUUGGAGCAACCUCGGCAUCUCCCUGGAGGAUCUGGCAACCCAGAUUGAGCUGUAUGACUGGUACAGAUGGCUGGGAUAUUUGGGUCUGCUGCUGUUUGACGUGCUUAUUUGCCUACUGGUACUCUUCGGCCUCAUCCGCAACUCUAAAGGCACUCUGAUUGGGGUGUGUAUUCUGGGGGUUUUGGCGCUGGUGAUCAGCUGGAGUUCAUUGGGUCUGGAACUGACAGUCUCCUCGGGCUUCAGUGACUUCUGCGCAGCUCCUGACAUGUACAUUACCAAGGUGUCAGAGGAGUACACGAUUAUCAAGAAAGAUAUCCUGCCGUAUUACCUCACAUGUGAUGUGGGUCAAGCCAACCCCUUCCAACAGAAGCUGUCAGGAAGUCACAAAGCACUGGUGGAAAUGCAGGACGAUGUGUCAGAACUACUGCGAUCUGCAGUCAGAGAAUACCCCAAAACAAAGGGUAACCUUGAGCAAAUUCAAAGAGGCUUGAACACCACUGAAGCUGGACUACAUCAGCUCACUGCCCUAGUGGAUUGCCGCAGUUUGCACAUGGAUUAUGUCCAGGCACUGACUGGCGUAUGUUACGAUGGACUGGAGGGUCUGAUCUACCUGGUGCUCUUCUCAUUCAUCACAGCUCUCAUGUUCACCUCGGUCAUCUGCAGUGUGCCGCACACAUGGCACGGCAAAAGGCCUGAAGAGGACAGCGAGGAGGAGUCGAUGGCUCCUGGAGGCCGUCAGAAUCAUGAUAACCUGUACCGUGUGCACAUGCCCAGUCUGUACAGCUGCGGCAGCAGUUACGGCAGCGAGACCAGCAUCCCUGCAGGAGCUCACACUGUCAGCAAUGCUCCUGUCACUGAGUACAUGACCCAGAAUGCAAACUUCCAGAACCCUCGCUGUGAAAACACUCCUCUGAUCGGGAGAGAAUCUCCUCCUCCAUCUUACACGUCCAGCAUGAGAGCCAAAUACCUGGCCAACACCCGACCUGACCCCAACAGCAGCUCCGCAGCAAACUAGAGGACCGACAUCUCUUUUCCGAACAGUCUACAGCUCCCACUCGCACCACAUCUAGUCCCACUCUUCUAAUUCAGUUUCACCCCAGGCCCACCAUCCAGCCAUGCUGAUCUCUGACGUGUGCUCUUCAACCCAGCGGAUAAAGGACGUCCUUGAUUCAUGUAAAUACUGCUGUCGGAGGAAUGUUCCAGAUGGCCGGUUCAGUUCAGGCAGCUAGUUUAUCCAGUGUAUGCAUGUGUGUUUGCAUCUGUAUGCACCGCAUUACUUACAGAUACAUUGAGUGACAUGCGUUUGUGUGUGUGUGUGUGUUCAUUUAUGCUGCCCUUGCGCAUUUGUGGUGCUCUUGCCAGAGGUUCAGAAAGCUCCAGAACUGAAGGACUGGAUAUGGUUUAAUGCCCAUACAUUCCUGCAUGGCCUCUGUUCUCUGGCCGUUAGAAGAAAUGUGACCACCUCCAUUUGCCACAUGCCGAAUCUACAGUUUACAUCAGUGAAGUCUACUGUAAUCUAACUGAACCAGUCUCUAUCUCAAUAGGAUGAUGAACUCUGAGCAGUGAGAAUUUAGCCCAGGUUUGAGUUGAGGUCUUUUUUAAUAGCAGUUUUGGUGAUGAGGUUUGAUAGCUAUUACAGUGAAGUGGUGUGAGAAAUAAGGCCCGAAACAUGCUUUAUGCUAGUGCAUGAAUGUAGGUACAAUAGUUUUGUCAAUAUUGAAAAGGGUGUUUAAUGCCAGGAUUUAUAAUCUGAAUUUUAAUCAGGUAUACAGCUAUGGAAAAAAAUUAAGAGACCACUUGAAAAUGAUUGUUUUUUUGUUUGUUUUUUUGAUAGAUUUUUAUGGAUUUAUUAGUUAUGGCCAGUGCUUAAUUUGAGCCUCAUUUUGCCAGAUCCUGUUCUGGAAAAUGUCAUAUAUUCUUGUUUUGCGUUUCGUAUUUAAUGGAUGGAUCAGGAUAGCGGGAGACAGAAGCAAAGCAAUCUCAAGUCAAACAGAAAACAUGACAGAAGAGGUAGCUGUGGGCUCUUCUUGAUGAUUGGAAUAAGUGAGCCAUUUAAUUAUUAUUUUUUUACUUGGCACAUAAUAGUGAAGUGAACUGGAUAGUGAUCGUUCAUACGAUUGAUGUUUAUAGCUACAUGUUUUUAUUAUCCAUGACUGACCGAUAACGUUAUAUGACACAAAAUAAUUAAAGGCCGUUCAGAAAUGUGAUGCUCUUUUUUUGCGCUAUUAAUGUUUAACAAUGUCAUGUUCUA
Messenger RNA from Danio aesculapii, 3574 nucleotides. It is a transcript of the gene ttyh3a, whose product is annotated as tweety family member 3a. Lineage: Eukaryota; Metazoa; Chordata; Actinopteri; Cypriniformes; Danionidae. Bases 761 to 2338 code for a protein of 525 amino acids. The transcript is spliced from 14 exons. The record is from RefSeq and is a predicted model, not a curated record. Gene Ontology annotation, cellular component: plasma membrane. Gene Ontology annotation, molecular function: volume-sensitive chloride channel activity; intracellularly calcium-gated chloride channel activity.